Molecule: messenger RNA, 1139 nt
Organism: Ficedula albicollis (Collared flycatcher)
Lineage: Eukaryota; Metazoa; Chordata; Aves; Passeriformes; Muscicapidae
Gene: REN
Product: renin
Exons: 8
Coding region: 36-1139 (367 amino acids)
Biological process (GO): angiotensin maturation
Molecular function (GO): aspartic-type endopeptidase activity
Source: RefSeq, a predicted model, not a curated record
GGGAGGUGACAGCGGGAGGUGACAGCGGUGACACGAUGGCGGUGGCCCCCAGCAGGAGGCUGCAGCGGUACCUGCUGCUCUUGGCCGUCACCUGCGGCGCCACUUUUGUCCCCUGGCCAGCCCAGGCUUUGCAGAGGAUCGCGCUGCGGAGGAUGCCCUCCAUCCGCCAGACGCUGCAGGAGAUGGGGGUGAAGGUGCGGGACGUGUUCCCGCAGCUGCGCCGGGCCCCGCGCGCAGGAGGAGGGGACGGUCCCCGCAACGGGACAGCCCCGACCCUGCUCACCAACUACCUGGAUACUCAAUAUUUCGGCGAGAUCAGCAUCGGGACCCCCGCGCAGACCUUCAAGGUGGUUUUUGACACGGGCUCGGCCAACCUAUGGGUGCCGUCCUACAAGUGCUCCCCCCUCUACAGCGCCUGUGUGUCCCACAGCCGCUACGACUCCUCCAAGUCGCGCACCUACAUCGCCAACGGCACCGGCUUCCCCAUCCGCUACGGCACCGGCAGCGUCAAAGGCGUCCUCAGCCAGGACAUCGUCAUGGUGAGCCCCGAACCCGCAGAACCCCCAAAAUUCACAGACCUGGAACUCACAAAAUCUUCACAAUCCACCCUGAACGCUCCCCUGAAACCCGGCGGGGAAAUCAUCCUGGGAGGCAGCGACCCAGCCUAUUACAGCGGCGACUUCCACUACGUGAACGUGAGCAGGAGCGGCUUCUGGCAGAUCAGCAUGAAGGGGGUGUCCGUGGGGGCCGAGAUCCUGUUCUGCAGGGAGGGCUGCUCGGUGGCCGUGGACACGGGGGCCUCCUACAUCACCGGCCCCGCCGGGCCCGUCUCCGUGCUCAUGAAAGCCAUCGGGGCCAGCGAGGUGGCCGAAGGAGAGUACGUGGUGGACUGUGAGCAGGUGCCUCAGCUGCCCAACAUCUCCUUCCACCUGGGAGGGAAGGUCUAUGGCCUCAGCGGCCCUGCCUACGUCCUGCGGCAAUCCCAGUACGGGGAGGACGUGUGCGUGGUGGCUUUCUCCGGGCUGGACAUCCCCCCUCCGGCCGGUCCCCUCUGGAUCCUGGGCGCCACUUUCAUCGGCCACUACUACACCAAAUUCGACCGGCGCCACAACCGCAUCGGCUUCGCCACCGCCCGCUGA